AUGGGCAAUCAACAACCUGGUCCUCCUGGCGGACCUCAACCUGGUGAUGACCCCAGGCAACGAAAUCGGGCUGGAAUGGCUCCUGGAGCAUACGGUGGUUACCCAAUUGGUGUUGGACCUGGUGGGGGAUACCCUGGUGGACAACAACAAGUACGAAGGGGGAGUGACACAUCGAUGACACUUUUGGACGCUGAUAAAACGGCUGCUGCAAUUGCUGCUUCGGGCGAUGGGACAAUAGAGAAUUGGAUAGAUGAUGACACAGUGCCAACUGUCUUUCGGUGGGAGCACGGAGGACGACAGGUGUACAUUACGGGAACCUUCAAUGGGUGGUCACGGCAGAUUCCGAUGCAUCGAUCUGGUAAUGACUUUACGUACAUUCACAAUUUGAAAAGGGGCAAGCACGCCUUUAAAUUCAUUGUCGAUGACGAAUGGCGGUUCGCGCCUGACCAGCCCACAGUAGCAGAUAUUGAAGGUCGCAUCAACAAUUUCAUUGAUGUUACUGACUUCAAGGCUUAUACCGGAGACAGAGAAUUUGAAAAAGAGAAGGCUGCUGCUGAGUAUGGAUACAGUGGCGACGGAACCGAGACAGUAUACACAGAUCAACAAAGCGCUGCCUCUGAUGCCGGACCAAAUCAACCAGAUAAGGAUGGCGAAGUGUUCUCCAGGUUACAGCCGGACUUGGAUGAUUUUACAAAGGAGCCACCUCCAUUGCCCCCGCACCUUCGUCAUAUCAUACUGAACAAGCCACCGCAGCUUCAGGACACAGCUGCGCUGCCCGUGCCACAGCAUGUGGCCUUGAAUCACCUCUACUGCACUGCUAUUAGGGACAAUAUGAUGGUCUUGGGUAUAACGCAACGAUACAAAACAAAGUUCGUCACAACUGUUUACUACUCGCCAUGCGCUAAAUAA
Cylindrotheca closterium is the source of this 909-nucleotide messenger RNA. The record is from the annotation of a GenBank genome assembly. Lineage: Eukaryota; Bacillariophyta; Bacillariophyceae; Bacillariales; Bacillariaceae.